AGAGGUGGGAUUUGAGCCAAAAUGAGGGAAAAUAAGAACAUGUCCGAGUCCCCCUCUCAAGCGGGAAAAGAAAUACCGGCGAAGAAACAGAAACUAAGCAGUGACGAGAACAGUAACCCCGAUUUAUCAGGAGACGAGAAUGAUGAUGCUGUCAGUGUUGAGAGUGGGACCAACGCAGAGCGCCCAGACACACCCACUAACACUGCCAACGCCCCGGGCAGAAAGAGCUGGGGCAAGGGCAAGUGGAAGUCCAAGAAAUGCAGAUAUUCUUUUAAAUGUGUCAACAGUCUGAGGGAGGACCACGGUCAGCCGCUUUUUGGAGUCCAGUUUAACUGGCACAGCAAAGAGGGAGACCCGCUGGUGUUUGCCACAGUCGGGAGUAACAGGGUAACUCUGUAUGAAUGUCACUCUCAGGGAGAAAUAAGGCUUUUGCAGUCUUAUGUUGAUGCAGAUGCAGAUGAGAACUUCUACACGUGUGCCUGGACCUACGACACCAACACAAGCCAUCCGCUGUUGGCUGUGGCCGGGUCUCGUGGCAUCAUUCGGGUGAUCAACCACAUCACAAUGCAGUGCAUCAAGCAUUAUGUAGGUCAUGGAAAUGCCAUCAAUGAGCUCAAGUUUCAUCCAAGGGAUCCAAAUCUCCUUCUGUCUGUCAGCAAAGAUCACGCCCUUCGUCUAUGGAACAUACAGACGGACACAUUAGUGGCGAUAUUUGGUGGAGUGGAAGGACAUCGAGAUGAAGUGCUUAGUGCUGAUUUUGAUCUUCUGGGUGAAAAGAUUAUGUCAUGUGGGAUGGACCACUCCCUAAAACUUUGGCGUAUCAAUUCAGAGAGAAUGCAAAAAGCCAUUCGUGGGUCUUAUGAGUACAACCCCUCCAAGACCAACAGACCCUUUGUCUCGCAGAAAAUUCACUUCCCCGACUUCUCAACACGAGACAUCCAUAGAAACUAUGUUGACUGUGUGCGGUGGCUGGGGGACCUUAUUCUUUCCAAGUCCUGUGAAAAUGCCAUCGUCUGCUGGAAACCAGGAAAGAUGGAGGACGACAUCGAUCACAUUAAACCAAAUGAGUCAAAUGUGACGAUUCUGGGACGCUUUGAUUACAGCCAGUGUGACAUUUGGUACAUGCGCUUCUCUAUGGACUUCUGGCAGAAGAUGCUAGCCCUGGGAAACCAGGUGGGGAAGCUUUAUGUGUGGGACCUUGAAGUGGAAGACCCACACAAAGCAAAGUGCACCACACUCACCCUGCCCAAAUGCACGUCGGCCAUCCGGCAAACCAGCUUCAGCCGUGACAGCAGCAUCCUGAUAGCCGUGUGCGACGACGCCUCAAUCUGGCGCUGGGACCGGCAGCGCUGAAGCCUGAACGGUUUCCCUUCCUGUUGCUCCGUGUCCCACCCUGCAGCCCCCGUUGUACAGACGUACACUGCAAGAAAUGUCUGUUUGAACAUUUUAGUCUUACGUGUGGUCUAAAAAUCCGUUUCCUUAAAACAGUGAGAAACUGUGCCAAGGUGAGAUGAUUCCUUUUGUUACUCUGGCCAAGGAGGUUGUUUCAUUUCCUGUUUGUCUACCAGCAGGAUUUAUGAGGAAAAAUAACAGAUUUCUAAGAAGUGUCAGAAACAUUUUAUAUCCGACAACACAUCAGAUGUAAUCGGGGUUUGUUUCUUUUUUUUAGAAGAACAUUUUUCAGCCACAGCAGCGACAGUGAAGACGUACUUUGUUCCAAAGUAUCAGUGUUUGAAUCUGAUGAAAACGAAUUAUGAGAGCAUGAUGGUGACGAGAGAAGUAUUGGUGGAGGUUAAGUGCCUUCUAGAUUCCUAUGCAGACUUGUUCAUCAGAAGAUAUUGAUCAAUCACUCCUAUUCUCUGCAGUCAGGGACAUUUUUCUGCAUGUUCUUUAGACAAGAGGAAUUAUUGUCUGUAUCUCAGUCAACUGGCAGAUUUUUGUCAAUUGUUUUAGGAAAAAUAAGCUUUUAAGACACAACAGACGAAAUGACAAAAGAUGGAUUUUUUUGCACUGUGCCACCUUUUAUAUUCAUUUAUUCACAGAAAAAAAUCUGAUUUUUUUGUCCUUUUUUUCUUCUUGCAUUUCUUACAUUCCUUUCCAUCCUUCUUUUACCACCCUGAUGGUUUGCUUUAAAGCCCCCCAAUAAAAUGUAUUUUGUAAAUACA
This is a messenger RNA of Chelmon rostratus (copperband butterflyfish), 2165 nucleotides long. RefSeq names its product embryonic ectoderm development (gene eed). Gene Ontology annotation, biological process: negative regulation of transcription by RNA polymerase II. Gene Ontology annotation, cellular component: ESC/E(Z) complex. The transcript is spliced from 12 exons. The coding region runs from base 22 to 1353 and encodes 443 amino acids. Gene Ontology annotation, molecular function: protein binding; nucleosome binding. The record is from RefSeq and is a predicted model, not a curated record. Lineage: Eukaryota; Metazoa; Chordata; Actinopteri; Chaetodontiformes; Chaetodontidae.